This is a messenger RNA of Chironomus riparius, 4732 nucleotides long. The record is from the annotation of a GenBank genome assembly. NCBI's taxonomy places the organism in Eukaryota, Metazoa, Arthropoda, Insecta, Diptera, Chironomidae.
GUUUAAUUAAAAACAUUGAGUUACACUUUUAUACUUUAUUAAAAAUACCAACAAAUUAGACCAAAUCAAAAUUAAAUAAUUAAGGGAACGGCGAAAGUGCAAAAUAAGUAAUUAAUAUCAUAAUGGGACAAUCGCAUUCAUCAGAAGUAACACAGCAUAAUCAAUCAAAAAGAAGAUCCUUCCUGAUAACACCCAAAAAAUUGAUCAAGCUACGUAGGCAAACAUCACAUGAAAAUUCAGGAACUUCUCAACAGGCCAAUAAUACGCAGACGUCAUUCUUAGGGGAAAGAGAUUAUCACAAAACAGCUGAUAGACACGAACAAACGACGACCAAAACAAACCAUGAUAUCGAUAUACAAUCACUACCAACGUACGAAACAGAACCAGUUUUUAACCGGCAUAAAGAGACAACGCACACAAAUGCAAAUGUUGAAGCAUCAAAGCACAACGAAAUAGCAGCGUUCAGUCAUGAAUCGACUACGAAAGACGAGAGUUUGAUUGAAGAAAAUUUAUUACAACAAUUGCGUGAAUUAAUUGAACAUUUAUUAUGUGGUGGCGAUCGCAUAGAUGGUGAUAUUGUGCUUGAGAUAGAUUCAAUUGAGAAGACAUUAAAAAUCUUGCCGCAACAAAGUUCAUUGGUCAGAGGAGAACUUGAAGAAAUUCCACCAUCAUCGGUAUCAUCACAAGGGAAUUUCAUUAUAAUUCGCGAACACGUUACACCUUCAAGUGCCGAUACUGUUUUCACAGAUGCUGUAUCGACGGUAUCACAGCAAAAUAACAAUAAUUAUAUUUCGCAAAAUUUAAGUGUUACAAAAUUAGAGCAAUUUGAUAUUGCUAGUGAUAUACUAAAGUGUGAAAUUGUGCGUAAUGAAUCAUUUAAUGUUGAUGGAAUAGAACGAGAUUUUGAGGACGAAGACAUGCCGAUUGUAAAAAACAGCACAUCAAAUGGACAAGAUGGUAGUGAUAAAGGAAUAUUCAAUGUGUCACGUAUUAAGAAAGUUGAACUGUCGGAAAUUCCAUUGGCAUCGGAUAUCUGCAACAAUGCAUCGUCGUCGACAAUUCCUGAACAGCAAACUGUAACAGCACAGAAAUCAGUAACAUCGAAUGGAAGUGGAAGUAAAGUUCUACAUCGAGUCAUUUCCCUAACGACUGCUAAUCACAAUGACAGCAAUAAUUUUACAAAGCAAACGACAAAACCUCCAUUCAUUCCUGAGAAAUUGCAGUUUUCUGCAUUCGAGAAAUUUGAAGGUCAAAUGCUGAUGAAUUGGUUCAUUCAGUCGAUUCCUGCAUCACUCACAACAUCACUGAAUGAAAGUGAUUUGAACGCCCUCACCAUGCAAUAUUGUACUAAUUUAUUAAUUGCCGGUAUUAUUAAAUCGCUGGAUACGACAAAUAUUAACAAUAGUAAUGGCAUUGAAGUUUUCAAGUCAAACUUAAUGUAUCAGUGGACAUAUAAAGAACAAAAACAAACAAGUGGACCUGGAAAAUUAGAAGCAGGAGCCUUAUGGCCACACAAUAAUAACAAUAACAAUAAUAACAAUGAAAAAAAGGUGCUUAAUAGUAGUUCAAGUCCUACGAAACGUCAAAUUGAUGGCGAAUCAAAAAUUCCUAAAUUGGUAUCAAACUUUACAUCAACUCCAAAGCCUCGCGUUCCACAACCAGCCAGCUUAUCCACACCUGAAAACUCAUUAUUGCUCAAUGGAAUCGAAUUUGAUCAAAACUUAAAGAUUGCCGAACUUAAAAGUAAGCUGAGCAAGUGUGAAACGAUACAGGAAACAUUGAUGCUGAUAAGAUGCUUUCUUAGUGAAUAUGCGAUGCAGUCGUCAGAAUCUAGCACGAAUAGUAGUGUUGCAUUGACAAAAUCAAUUUUGAAUGGAUCUGAUUCGACGAUAUUUGAUAAGAACAAUGAAGAACAGACAUUGUUUAGUAUUACUCAAAAGCCGGAAAGUAUUAUGAAAACUCCCGUGUCAUCUCGAACAUCAACAAUGGCAGUGAGAAGUACAAAAUCUCGUACAUCACCAAGUACACCGACAUCAAAUCGCAAUGAUAUAACAUCAAGGCAAAGAUUUCGUCGGAAUUUAUCAACAGAUUCAGUCUCAACGCUGCCAAAUAAAGAGACUAGCAAUAACAAUAAUGUCACUAAUGUCAAUAAUACUGGACUGUGUAAAAAAUGCAUGCUUAUAUCACCAGCAAGAACAAGUACAGCAGCAACAACAACAGCUCCUAUAAAGCGAUUUGUCGAUAAAGCGACAGUUAUGGAUGUUGAGCCUCUUACUAUGAUAGAGAAACGUCCCGAUUUCAAGCAUGUUGAAAUUCAGACUGAUGAUUUAGUGAUUAUUGAAGAAAAAGAUAUGAAAAAGGAAGAAAAUGUUGAGGAAAAGAAGACUGAAAUUUCUACAAAUAUUCCAAUGCCACCACCUUUACCUUUUCUACAGCCAAAUUCUUCAAAUUCUACAAUACCUCCCCCUCCUCCCCCGAUGCCAAUGCCUAUACCUCCCCCGCCAAUUCCUCCUGCCCCACCUAUUUUAAAUGCCCCAAAACCCCCGCCAGGACCACCUCCACCUCCAAAUGCUUUAAAUCUCCAUAAAGGACCAUGCCCAUUGCCUCCACCAAUCUCAAUGGCAACUCCAGGUAAAUCGCAAAUAAUGACAAACUCAUUCAACUCAUCAAAUUUGACAGCUAAUGGAAAUAAGCCAAAACCCUUGCCCCUACCAGCUUCAGAUUUUUAUCAAACGAAUACACUACGAAAAAAUGCUGUAAAUCCGCCAAAGCCAAUGAAACCAUUGUAUUGGACAAGAAUAGUAACGCCAAUAAUCAUGCAGCAGCAACAGCCACAAGAUACAACAGAUGGCAAGACAUCACCUGAUGAAAUGAAGGAAGAAAAAGAUGAAUUAUGGAAGGAAAUUGACGAGACAAAUCUAGACAAUCUUGAUGAAUUUACUGAGCUGUUUUCGCGUCAAGGCGUCGUACCAAGAGUUUUGAAGGAGACGACAACAAUGCCUAAAAAAAUUAAAGCAAUUAAGAUAUUAGAUAGUAAACGAUCUCAAAAUGUUGGAAUAUUUGUGCGUAGCAUACACGUUGAUUUUGCUGAGAUAGAGCAUGCAAUUUAUCACUGCGAUACAUCAGUUGUGAGUCAAGAGACGUUGCAAAGUAUUAUGGCAAUAAGAGCAACAAAUGAGGAAUUAUCGAUGAUUAAGGAAGCAAUUGCUUCACAUAAUGGCACAGAAUCGCCUCCGCUUGACGCACCCGAACACUUUUUAUUAAGAAUAUCUGAAAUCUCAUCGUCGGCGGAGCGUAUAUCAUGUAUUGUGUUUCAGGAUGAAUUUGAGGAGCAAUGUAUUAUGGUAUCACGUAAAGUACAUAUUGUAAAGAGCUUAUGUGAAUUUUUAUUAGAGAAUGAACGCUUAAAGGAAGUAUUUUCGAUAAUUUUAACGCUUGGAAAUUUCAUGAAUGGCGGCAAUAGACAGCGUGGACAAGCAGAUGGAUUUGGUUUGGAGAUUCUGGGAAAGCUCAAGGAUGUCAAAUCAAAAGAUCCAAAAAUUACUCUCCUUCAUUUCAUCGUUAAAACUUACAUUACACAUGCCAGAAAAAGUUGUGGGUUGACUGAGAUUGAAUUGCCUAUACCAGAUCCAAAUGAUGUCGAUAAAAGUCUUCACAUUGAUUUUGUUGAAUGUCAGCAACAACUGAAUGCAUUGAAGAAUAAAGUUGAAGAAUGCAAAAAGACAACAGAGAAAGUAAUUGUAGCAUCAGCCGUAGAACACGUCCAACCAUUUAAAGAUAAAAUGGAAGCAUUUCUAAAAAUGGCAACGAAGAGGAUUGAGAGUCGAUUGCUGAAAGUCGAGGAAUGUAAAGUGCUAUUUAUGAAGACACUCAAGUUCUACAAGUACUUGGCAAAGAGUGGAACAAUCGAUGAAACGACACCAGCACAAUUCUUUGAAUAUUGGACCUCAUUUACCAGUGACUUUAAUAUGAUUUUCAAAAAGGAAAUUGUGAUACUUACUAAUGAGCUUCUAAAGAAAUCACGUCAACAGACGAAGCCACAGUCGAAACCAUCACAAGGAGAGAAUAAUUUGAAGGCACGCAUCAAUCGUCUUAAGAGUCGUGAAAAAUGAAUGUUAUUAGAACUGAAUGUAACAUGCAAUGUAAAAGGCUACAAUUUUUUUUUAAAAAAAGAGUGAAUUUUAGGCAUUUAUAGGAAUUAAUUUAUAUUUCUGUGAGAAGAAUUGAAACGCAAUGUACUCAAAAAAAUAAUAAUAAUAAUAAUAUUGUUCAUGUCGUCAAAGUUUUUUGGAAUUUUAUAAAAAAUUUAUUGUGAAAAAGUGUUGAUUUUAAGAAGAUAUGAACAAAGCUAAUGUAUUUUUAAAGUCACAGAUGUAUUUUUUAAAUGAAAUAUUUGUAAAAUUUAAUUUUGUGAAAUUUUUUGAAUCAAAAAAUCAUAAAAAAAAGAAAACUAGUGCACACUUACAAUUUUAAUAGAAACAUUUAUCUACAAUGAGAUUCACACACAAUAUCCAAUUCAAAUCUACCUUAUAGAUCUAAUCUAUUCAUCUCUAUCUCUCUCUGUAUUGACUCUUCCUUACUGAGUUCGUCCUCAGUUCGCCUUUCAAUCACGUACACGAUAAAAUAUAUGAUAAUUUAGUGGACUCGUAGUGAUCAGAAAAUUUCAAUGAAAUAGGAUAUAUUAUAUUUAAUGAAAAUCUAAAUUAAAUGAAUAAAAAAUUGAUAGAAAAUU